Molecule: messenger RNA, 1377 nt
Organism: Enterobius vermicularis (human pinworm)
Lineage: Eukaryota; Metazoa; Nematoda; Chromadorea; Rhabditida; Oxyuridae
Source: the annotation of a GenBank genome assembly
AUGCUCGAGUCAUGCUUGACAUUCGAGCCGUAUUUUUCUGAAUUUGAAGACUACUCGUUCUUUGACAGCAGGGAAAAUUCUGUUUAUGUCUUUGGCCAUGAGUUUAAGUCAAGAAGCGAGAUGGAAAAACUUAAAAAUUAUGUUAUGUCAAGACUGUGGUUCACUUACAGGAAGAAUUUUCGUCCGAUAGGUGGUACUGGUCCAACAAGUGAUCAAGGCUGGGGAUGCAUGUUACGUUGCGGACAAAUGCUUUUAGCACAGGCACUAAUUGUACUUCAUCUUGGUCCAAACUGGAUAUGGAAUCGCGAAAAAAAGGAAGAGGAUUACAAAAAGAUUUUGAGAAUGUUUCAGGACGAUAAAAAUGCGCUUUAUUCUUUACACCAAAUAGCUCAGAUGGGAGUGUCGGAAAAAAAAGAAGUUGGUGAAUGGUUCGGACCAAAUACUGUAGCCCAGGUUCUGAAGAAACUCACUGUGUACGACGACUGGUCAAAACUAGCAGUCCACGUGGCUCUUGACAACCUUUUAAUUGAAAGCGAUGUUGAAAUAGUGGCUUGUUCGAAACCUCCGAAGCUAGCUAAAAAUGAGCUACCUGGUGAAAAAGCUACGUUCAGUAGUACUGACACUGGACGUGAAAAUCGUGGUCAGUCUCAAAUCAUUUUUUUAGUAUUAGAUCCAUCAGCGUUUCAAGUGGAAAAUAGUAAAUUUUCUGAAGAUGGAGAUUCUGGUGGAAAUAGAUUAUGGAGACCACUUCUGAUUAUUGUGCCUUUGAGACUAGGUUUAACAACUAUCAACCGUUGCUAUUUACCGGCUAUCCAGGAAUUUUUUCGCUUACCGCAGUGCGCUGGAAUUAUAGGUGGUCGUCCGAAUCAUGCACUUUAUUUUAUUGGUAUCGGUGAUGAGGAGAUGGUUUAUCUUGACCCUCACGUCUGCCAGCCGUUUAUUAAUCUGUCCGAUGAAGUAUAUGAUCCUAAGAAAGAAAGCGCACCAGACGCGCACCCCGACUCCGAGAAGGGAAGUUUAACAGAUAUAUUAUUUGACCCUAAGGAAGAAUGUUCAACUAAUGAACUGCCUACUGAAGUUUUCGACGACACUUCUUACCACUGCCCUUGUCUCCUGCACGUUUCUUAUAGUAGCAUGGAUCCGUCACUUGCGUUAGCUUUUAUAUGCCCGACUAAGGAGGAUUAUGAAGAUUUGAGCACUUGUCUUCGAGAGAAGGUCCUGAAGGCAUCGGUGCCUCCAAUAUUCGAAAUUCUCAAAAAACGUCCUGCGGGAUUUCCUGAAUUUGUUCCCUAUGUAGGAGAGAAUGCAAAAUUGCAAGACUAUACUGAACUUAACGAUUCGCAUGACAGUUUUGAUGAAUUCGAAAUGUUGGAGUAA